This is a messenger RNA of Plodia interpunctella (Indianmeal moth), 1054 nucleotides long. RefSeq lists its product as uncharacterized. Gene Ontology annotation, cellular component: plasma membrane. NCBI's taxonomy places the organism in Eukaryota, Metazoa, Arthropoda, Insecta, Lepidoptera, Pyralidae. The transcript is spliced from 6 exons. The coding region runs from base 33 to 980 and encodes 315 amino acids. The record is from RefSeq and is a predicted model, not a curated record.
AACAACCGAAGCAUAGCCGUGAAGUUUUGUUGAUGACAAGUGUAUAUUACGCUGAUGCAGACCACAUGAGAUUCAGUCGAUCACCUGUCCUGAAGGUGGCUAAAAUGGGAAACGCGAGCGCUAACAAUGAAGGACAUAAAAAAGGAAAGAAUAACAAAAUCGUUGAAGAACUGGAGAAGGUGAAGAAGAACACAUGUGGCUCGUGUGGUUUUGGUUUAUGGAUAGCCGUCGGGGUAGUUGUUAGCAUCACUGUCAUCGUGACGGGGAUUGGUGAAAUUGGAACGACUGUGUAUGCAGCCAAGUAUACAUUGCUGUACACUAGCGCCCUCACUGGACAACUGGUAGCAUACAUCGUCCUAGCGUUGUCUUCAGCCUUCGCUUUAUCCAUCGCCGUCUACGCACUGUUCGGUUUGUUCCAGAAGAAGAAGAGACCGCUGCACAUUGCCGGGUUGGUUCUCGUGACCAUAGCCGUGGUUCAAGCAGUAACAAGCGGACUCUCAGCCAACCUGACUUCUAAAGAGAAGGAGGCCCUCGCAAUGUCGCUGAACACGACCUUCCGACUGGCUGUACACAACGCUAAAGACUUGGAGUAUUGGGCCACGAUUAGCAGUGACCUGAAAUGCUGCGGCGUGUCCGGUCCAAGUGAUUACAGGACGACCAUCCCCUCAUCCUUUCCCCCGGACGUUCCCAUCUUCUGCUGCCCCAACUUCAACAUCAGUGAACCCGAAGUGGUCCAGAAAGCGGAGAGGGAGAUCUGUAAGACUCUUGGAUUGUACCACACAGUCGGAUGCGACGUCAAAGUCAGGAACUUCGCCGAAAUAUUAGCUGCUAUGAGCACGAUUGUUACAAUCGUCUUCGUCGUUCUCGAGGUUGUAUUGGCAUUACAUAUUUAUAUAACAUAUAAAGUAAGUGAAAAGAGAGAAAAGAAAAAGGAAGCGAAAAACACAACUGUUGAAGCUGGAACUUCAUGCACAAAAUAGAUGAAUAAACUAAAAAUACCUAUUUACAAAAAUAGGCAAUAUGAAUACAUUCCUAAUAAAAAUCAUGAUAUUAA